AUGACCAUUGCCACCGACACAUACGCUCGAAUCUUUUGUAAAACCAAAUUUGGCUUUAUAGUCUUUGAAGACGAUGACGACGAGUCCACUGACUUCAUAGAGCGGGACGAGUCCUCUAACAGCAAGGAUGAGGACGAUGACGACGAUUUAAUCUAUUGGAAUUUCGGCAUUCGCGAGGUCGAGAUUAAGGACAAGUACAAAGACGACGAGUCUACUAUCAUUGCCAUAUACUGGGUAAUUGCUGUGGUGGUGUUUCUCACCAUCACGAUCGCAGGAGCCUGGAACCGCAUGCAGCUGCGUAACAAGUUCGGGAUCGACGGUCCUUCCCUGUGUUGUGAGGGUGCACCUGAGCUGGAGGACGCGUGUGUGUGGACCUUCUGCAAGCCAUGCGCCUUGUGUCAAGAGGUCAGGACGAUUGUUCGCAAUCACGUUCAGGAUGGUGUGUGGCAGGGAGAGCUGGAAACGGUGACUGUAAAUGCAGCAACAGGUAUUCCCGCAUCUGGUGUGGUCAUGGUGCCCCUCAGCCAUGCCACUCCCCCUCCGCAGCAAGACAUUAAUGACGUGUAUGCGAAGGUUUGA
This is a messenger RNA of Ostreobium quekettii, 579 nucleotides long. The record is from the annotation of a GenBank genome assembly. NCBI's taxonomy places the organism in Eukaryota, Viridiplantae, Chlorophyta, Ulvophyceae, Bryopsidales, Ostreobiaceae.